Aspergillus clavatus NRRL 1 is the source of this 663-nucleotide messenger RNA. Its product is annotated as ankyrin repeat domain-containing protein. The record is from RefSeq and is a predicted model, not a curated record. Lineage: Eukaryota; Fungi; Ascomycota; Eurotiomycetes; Eurotiales; Aspergillaceae. The coding region runs from base 1 to 663 and encodes 220 amino acids. The transcript has a single exon. Gene Ontology annotation, molecular function: protein binding.
AUGGAAAAGAUAGACUCAUCACCACCGUCUGUUCGUUACAAGGUAAUCCGGAAGGCAUGGGAUGCAUUACCGCUUGAUGAAUUACCGGAUGAUUGUGAUGAUGAUGAAGCUAUGAAGGUCAUUGUGCGUCUCAUACAAUCUGGAGUAUCUCUGGACUCUUGCGCCAAUGAUGGAAGCACCAUCCUUCAGCGCGCAGCCCACCAUGAUUAUUACAAUACCAGCCUCUACCUGAUUAGCCACGGUGCUUCUGUCAACACUCAUGCAACCAAACUUUAUGGGACACCUCUUCAAGAGGCAAUCAAACAUGGCCAUGUCGAAGUAGCCAAUCUCUUACUGGAUCACGGAGCGGACCUCAAUGCCUUACCAGCGGAGAACCGCGGUGUUACUGCGCUUCAGGCGGCCGCCAUCCAUGGGAUGUUUCCGAUGGCUAUACGGCUUCUUGAAUCUGGGGCUGAUGUCUCUGCGCCAGCCGCACCAUUUGAGGGAAGGACAGCAAUUAACGGAGCUGCAGAACGGGGUCAUGUGGAAAUGGUUCAAUUACUUCUCAAUGCAUAUGGGGAGAAGGAAGAUUUGGGGCUGGUCUGUAGUCAGGCGGCGGAAUAUGCAGAAAAGCAAGGCCAUUACGAGAUUGCCCAGUGGCUGCGGGGGUAUUCGUCUGUUUGA